This is a messenger RNA of Erpetoichthys calabaricus (reedfish), 3664 nucleotides long. It is a transcript of the gene parp3, whose product is annotated as poly (ADP-ribose) polymerase family, member 3. Bases 200 to 1774 code for a protein of 524 amino acids. Lineage: Eukaryota; Metazoa; Chordata; Cladistia; Polypteriformes; Polypteridae. The record is from RefSeq and is a predicted model, not a curated record. The transcript is spliced from 11 exons. Gene Ontology annotation, molecular function: NAD+ poly-ADP-ribosyltransferase activity. Gene Ontology annotation, cellular component: site of double-strand break.
AGUCACCGCUCGUCUCGCCUCUCGCGAUCUCGCCCUCCGUGUGCCCAACAAGCCAGCGUUACGUGGCGGAACCGCGCCCCGUGAGCUCAUCGUCGCCCUGCCGCAUACUACGUCGCCUCGCCUCGCCCGUCUUUUCGCUUCGCCGGCCCUCCUUCACCUCCGAAAAGCACAUCGGCAUCCCGAUACCGAAGUGUGCAGAAUGGCACCUAAACGAAAAGCAGCAGCGGGCAGCAAAGGUGCAAAGAAAGUGAAAACGGAGUCGGAGGAGCCAGAGGAUGCCUUCCGAUCGGCCAAGGAGGCCCUGAAGUCUGCAGGCAAAGGAAAGGGCACCGCCAAGGUGGACACUGCCUGUUGCCUCAGCAGAAACCCUGAUGCCAAGAUUUAUGCCGACUACGACUGCAUGCUGAAUCAGACCAACAUUGGCAACAACAACAACAAGUUCUACAUCAUUCAAGUCAUUGAGGCGGGCACCUCGUUCUACUGCUGGAACCGUUGGGGCCGUGUGGGUGAGGUAGGCCAGUCCAAACUGUCAUCAGCCUACGGGAACCUGGCCACCGCCCAAGCAGACUUUGAGAAGAAGUUUAAGGACAAAACCAAGAAUGACUGGAAGAACAAGGACAACUUCAAAGCGCACCCCGGGAAGUACACGCUGAUCGAAGUGGAGGGCGAGGGGGAGGAAGUGACCAGCGUCAAGACGGACACCGUGGAUGGAAGAGUCAAGAGAGUUCUGCCCUGCACCUUGGACAAGCCGACCCAGGAGCUCAUCCAGCUCAUCUUCAGCAAUGACAUGUUCAACAACGCCAUGGAGACAAUGAACCUCGAUAUUAAGAAGAUGCCCCUGGGGAAACUCAGUAAGACGCAAAUCGGCAAAGGGUUUGAGGCCCUUGAGGAGCUGGACGCGGCUCUUCAGAGCAAAUCCUCCAAGGCGAAGCUCGAGGAGCUCUCAUCCAGCUUCUACACCAUCAUCCCCCAUAACUUUGGGCGCAUGCGGCCGCCCGUUAUCAACUCCCAAGAAGUCAUACAAGCCAAGAAGGAAAUGCUGCUGGUUCUUGCUGACAUUGAAGUGGCUCAGAGUCUCCAGGCAGAAAAACAGAAGGUCAAGGUGGAAGUGGAGGAGAUUCCUCACCCAACUGACCAGGACUACAUGCUACUCAAGUGUGGCCUUACGCCCCUAGAUGAAAAGUCGAAAAACUACCAGAUAAUCAAGAAGUACCUGAGUGUCACUGGAUCACCGUCACUGAAGCUUCUCAAUGUGUGGGAGGUGGACCGGGAAAAAGAGGGCGAGCGCUUUAAAACCCACGAUGGCAUAGAAAACCGGCGCUUGCUGUGGCACGGCACCAACGUGGCCGUCGUUGCAGCAAUCCUGAAAAGUGGCCUAAGAAUCAUGCCUCAUUCUGGAGGACGAGUCGGGAAGGGCAUCUACUUCGCUUCAGAGAACUCCAAGUCAGCAGGCUAUGUGCAGCCCACCUCCAACAGAAUUGGCAUCAUGUUUCUUAAUGAAGUAUCUCUGGGUAAGGAGUACACCAUCACCAUCGACGAUGGGCGUUUAGUACAGGCACCAAAUGGCUACGACUGCGUUGUGGCACGAGGUCGAACAGAACCAGACGCCUCCAAGGACAUGAGCAUCAUACUGGAUGGCAAGAAGGUGAUGGUUCCCCAGGGGAAGCCGCUGUCACAGACGGAGUACAACAGCAGCUACUUCUGUCAGAGCGAGUAUGUCAUCUACAAGGAGAGCCAGUGCCGUAUCCGCUACCUGCUGCAGCUAAAGUUCUAAGGAUCACCAAAGCGUGUGGUUAAAGGGGAUGCCAGAAGUGCUCAGUCACAUGUGAGCUUUGAAGACAUGGCCACGUGAAACAAUGCGGCCGCUUGUGUAAAAAUCGUCAGAGAAGAUCAGCCCAGUGACGUCCCAAGAAUCAGUGUGGCCAGCCACCCCCUGAGCUGGCCCUUCAGAUGACCAGGAUGUACUGGACUUGCAUUUCAUGGCAGAGUCCGAUUCGCUACAAAACCUGGGACGUCACUGGGAUUUUUAUGAAAAUGGCCGCGUUGGCUCACUGACAGAGCUCCCAUAGGAAAGGGCACUGCUGGCUCUUGAAAGAUGGCACAAUGUGUUGACUUCCUUUUAAAUGGGGCCUGCCCAUUAGAGGGCUCUGACCGCUGUGCCACUCCUUCAAUCCCCUGACUUUAUCAAUGGCAUGCUGAUGAUAGAAAACCAGACCCGAGCUCAUUUCUGGUCUCAACUCGUUGACGUACGUGCGCUCACGCUUUUACAGCCCCUUGCUGGCAUCCUGAUCAAGUGUUUACAUUGGGAGGUGACAGCGGGCACAUCAUCACCGACCGACCACACUACAAGCAUGGGUUCAAGUGGCCACCAGGCCUCUGACCCACAGCCUUACUAGGAGCCAAGUGCUCGCACAAGGCAACGCUUCUAGAUGACUGUGCCCACUGCCCAACUCCCACAUGGUAAGCUCAAGCAAACUCUUGUGACAAACACUGACAUGCGCCCCAUGCCACUCAGUCAUCCCAAUCGCCACGUUGCUUCUCAAUGAGUUAAGCACCCCGAACAUCAAAAACAGCGAGGUGAUGAAUGGAUGUGGGGCUUGGGGCCCAGCCUGCCCACUUCUGACCCACAGCCAUGGCACUGCCCUUCAGGAUUUGGCUGAUCCCAUUGCUUUAAUGUGCUGCUCUUGUUGACUCUUGAUUUCAAAAUCGGCAAGGAGUCAAGAGUUGUGUCUGGUGGCAGCUGUCCCUGUCCAUCUCGGAGCAACGACACCUCCACCUGUGUGGAUCUGCUUGGCCCCUCAAGGCCGGUGUGUGACAACCAAAUAAGGCGGCCAGCAGCCCUUCAGUCACACCCCAAGAGCGCAAUAAUUGGUGAAGCCAGUCCCGUCUGUGAAGGCUAUUAUAGAGCUGGACUUGAACUGGAGUCACAAAAGGUGCCCACCGAGUACUCCUAUGAGGUGAGCCCAAUGGACGCCACUGCUGGUCCACCACUUGUGGUAUGGCAUGGCUCAGGGAAGGGGCUUUUUGAUUCUGGCUGCAGCAUGUGGCGCCCAGUGGCUCUUCCAGAGACAAUAGUUUCUUCAUUGAACGUUGGCAUUGUUUUGUGUUGCCUUUACUGGUAUAGCCUCCUGAUUUGUGCUUAGUAUUAGGAAUGUGGAAACGCUGCUGACCUUCUAGCUCUUCAUACAUGAAGAAACGGCCUUCAGGCUGAGGUCGUGAGAUGUAAAGCAGAUGACGAUCAAGCAAAUCAAGAACACAAAUUCACAUUGCCGUCCUGAACUCGGGUUUGACAUUAAAACAUACUGGUAAUGCAAAACCAAGAGGGAAAGAAGAACGGCGAGCUGCCCAUUCGAUGAGCCUCAAAACUCCGAAUACACGGACCGGCCAGCCGGCUCUCCAUUCCCAAAUGUCUUACCUCUGCGUCUGCACACGUCGGCCUCGUUUGGUUUACCGUUCGUCUUCUUAGAGUGUCCAAUGUCUUCUCGUUUCAUGUAGCGCCUUGAGACGUGCAGACACACAUGGAUACUGUGGCUCUAAGCCCUAAACUGGCGGCACCGAGGACCACCCGCUUGUUUAACGUCGUAAUAAACUAUGGGCUGACUGACUCUGCUUCUGGCUUUCUCUCUCCUACUGAAUUGAGCUUAAUAAAUAAUACUGGAAGUCA